UUCGCCGCCCCCCUUAAUCGGCGUAUCAAGGAUUAGUUGAGGGCGAGCCUCCGUAGUAAGGCCGCUUAAUGCCUUGAUCUGCGCGAGGACCGAUUUCAAAUCGUGAGUGCUGCAGCCUUUUGUAGGAAAAUUGUGCGAAGGAACUUGGCUCUAGUGGAAGUAAACAAAGCGACAAGAAGCGGAGUUGUGAAUUUGGCAAAUAGUGAAACGAUAAAAUAUUGGACGCAAAUAUUUGGUCUAGGAGAGGUCUUGAAGCCUGUAAAGCAAAGAAUCUAUGAUGCCAAGAUCAUUACCUUGUUGGAUAUUUCAAUCUACAAGGGGUCACGUUAUCAUUUCCAGAAAAUCAGGACUACAGUUCUCCAGUUACUGCUGCCCAACUAGGCUCCAUAAGGUGAGAAAAAGCACUCUUGCCAACUGGCCACUUACACCUGUAUUGGUAAGGCAUGCAUAUGCUAAUAAAGUGCUUGGGUUACAGAAACGUCAGCGUCAUCCAUAUCCAGAAGAAGACUUUCAGUUUCAGUUAAGCCCAUCCUACAUUACCAGUAUUUUGAGAGCUAAUGAACUAUCUUACAGAUUUUCAGAGUAUGAUGGUCAAAGUCCUAAUACAGUUAUAAAAUUUGAAAGCAAUCAACUUGCUGCUAAUUCUCCUAAUGAAGAUCGUAGAAGUGCUGCUACUUGCUUGCAGACCAAAGGGAUGAUGUUUGGAGUCUUUGAUGGACAUGGAGGGUAUGCAUGUGCUCAGUCUGUUAGUGAGAGAUUACUGUACUAUACUGCUGUUUCUCUUAUGCCUCAAAGUACCAUUCAGGACAUUGAGUUUGCUAUGGAACGUAUGAAACCAGUACUACCAAUUUUGCAGACCUACAAACACCCAAAUGACUAUGUGUACAGAGAAGUGGCUUCGAUUUACUUGGCUCAUCUCCGGAUGUUUUGGCAAGAACUUUUAGAUCUUGAAAUUAAAGGACUCACUGUGGAGGAUGCUCUUGCUUCUGCAUUCAGAAGGUUGGACUUGGACAUAUCACUUGAGGCGCAGGCCCCUUCAGACCAUGACUUGUUCAAAAAUGUUGCCCUUCAGGUUGCCUUUUCUGGGGCUACAGCUUGCGUUGCUCAUGUGGAUGAUAUAAAUUUGCACAUUGCCAAUGUAGGUGAUUGCAGAGCUGUUCUAGGAGUUCAGAAUGAAGAUGGAACUUGGGAAGCAGUACAUCUUACUUGUGAUCACAAUGCUACUAAUGAAUCUGAAUGUUUGAGGAUCAAAUCGGAGCAUCCUAAGGAAGAAGGGGAAUCACUAAUAGUUGAUGAUCGCUUGCUGGGUAUCCUGAUGCCUUUUAGGGCAUUUGGUGAUGUUAGAUUUAAAUGGAGCAAAGAAUUGCAACAGAGCAUUCUGGAAAACAGCUGUGACUUGAAAGCUUUAAACAUUUAUCAGUACACUCCUCAGCAUUACUCAACUCCUCCAUACUUAAGUGCUGAGCCUGAAAUAUCUCAUCACAAGUUAAGACCACAAGACAAAUUUCUCAUCCUUGCUUCAGAUGGAUUAUGGGACAUGUUGAGUAAUGAAGAAGCUGUAAAAAUUGUUGCAGAGCAUCUUACAGGUAUUUCUCUUCAGGAGUCUGAAUUCCCAGUUGAGAAACCAAUAAGUUUAGGACACAUGCAGAGUGUCUUGCUCAAAAAGAGGGCCAAAAUUGCUCAUUUCCAUGACCACAACAUUGCAACUUAUUUGAUAAGGCAUGCUAUUGGAACAAAUGAAUAUGGAGAAAUUGAAAUGGAGAGGCUGGGUGCAAUGCUCAGUCUACCAGAAGACCUGGCUCGAAUGUACAGGGAUGACAUCACUGUGACUGUUGUUUAUUUUAAUUCUGAUGCCAUCCAAAGGAUUCACAGAGACCAAGGGUUUUAGUGCUGAUGCAUUUGUCUUUUUUUUUUUUUUAAGUUUAAUAUGUAAUAGACUUUUUUUAGCUUGGCAACUCAUUGAAAACAUUUUAAACUUGGAAAUGUCUGCUGAGAGCUUCAAACUUGAUAGAUUUGGUUUGUUUUUGAUCUGGGAAUGUCUGCUGCUUACCCUAAGCAUAAUGUGUGCAAUACUUUUAAACUGCUCGUAUAAUAUAUUUAAAUAAACACUUUUAUAUCUAA
This is a messenger RNA of Protopterus annectens (West African lungfish), 2121 nucleotides long. It is a transcript of the gene PDP2, whose product is annotated as pyruvate dehyrogenase phosphatase catalytic subunit 2. The record is from RefSeq and is a predicted model, not a curated record. Bases 275 to 1888 code for a protein of 537 amino acids. Gene Ontology annotation, molecular function: protein serine/threonine phosphatase activity; cation binding. Gene Ontology annotation, biological process: protein dephosphorylation. The transcript has 2 exons. Lineage: Eukaryota; Metazoa; Chordata; Ceratodontiformes; Protopteridae.